AUUUGAGUAUGUCUCCCUCCAAACACUGAACAAAUUUGGGGUCUUCCCAAGGGAUCAGCCAUGGGAUGAUCAUCCGACCCGUCUCAUCAUGCAUUUCUGAUUUGUUUCUUUCUUUUGCAGAGAAACUAGCUGCAGAACUGGUGAAACGAACCAAAGAAGUGGAGAAAAAGAAUUCACAGUUGAAGAAACACUGUGAAGACAUGGAGGAACAAAGAAAAAAAUCGGUGGAAUACACUGAAUACCUGGAGUACUGGAAUUCACUGUUGAAGCAUAGCUUAAAAAUGAUGGGUUUUAGUGCUGCUGAUUUCAUGAAAGAAGUUGCAGAACUGGGUGAGUCCAACCUCCAAAAUUAAAAAAAUAGGGGGUUCAGCCUGUGUGAGCUGUGCGAUGCAAUGUUCCUCUCAACAUGCAUUCCUUUUCUCUUUCUUUUCCAGAGGAACACUGUGAAGAGAUGAGUGAGUCUCACCUCCCAAAUUAAAAACACUGGGGUUCUGCCUGUGGGAGCUGAGGGAUGAGAUGUUCUUCUCAUCAUGCACUGUUUCUGCUUUUCCUUUGCAGAGAUGAAGGAUGCAAAGUUGGUGAAACAAGUAGCAAAACUGGUGAAACGAACCAAAGAAGUGGGUGAGUCUGCUUCCCCGAACCAAAGGAAUAUGGGGUUUCCCCUGGGGUGACAAGCCGUCCCACCUCACCAUGCGUUGCCUUUUCUUUCUUUUUUGCAGAGAAUCGGAAUUCAUUGUUGAGUAAGUAGCAGUCACUAAGCUGAGGGAAUAUGGGGUCUUCUCAAGGGACUGCGUAUGGGAUGAAAAAUCCCCUCUGACCAUGCACUGCUUUUCUCUUUCUAUUCCAGAGAAACACUGUGAAGACAUGGGUGAGCAUCCCCUCCCAAAUUAAAAUUGCUGGGCUCUUCCUUUGGGAGAUGAGGGGUGAGAUAUUCCUCUCAUCAUGCACUGUUUCUGCUUAUCCUAUGCAGAGGCAAAAGAUCCAAAGUUGGGUGAGUCUCCCUCCCUAAACCAAAGAGGAUAGGGGUCUUCCCGUGGGAUCAGCCAUGGGAUGAUCGUCUGACCCUUCUCAUCAUGUAUUUCUUAUCUCUUUCUUUCACAGAGAAAUUAGCUGCAAAACAGGGUGAGUUCUCCCUCUCUAAUUAGAAAAAAAAGGGAGGUCUGCCUGUGUAAGCUGUGGGAUGAGAUGUUCCUCUCAUCAUGCGUUGCUUUUCUCUAUAUUUCCAGUGGAACAAACUGAACCAUUGGGUGAGUUUACUUCCCCAGACCCAAGGAAUAUGGGGUUUCCCCUGGGAUGACAAGCUGUCCCACCUCAUCACACGUUGCUUUUCUCUUCCUUUUCCAGUGGUAGAAAUGAAAGAUUUGGGUGAGUCAUCCCCAAACUGAAGGAAUGCUUGGUUUCCCAUGGGAUGACAAGCUGUCCCACCUCAGCAUCCCUCGCUUUUGCUUUCUUUUCCAGACAAACAAACAGAAGAAUCAGACUGAGAGAUGAACACUGUUUCACAGUAACCACAGUUGUUAAGCUUAGUGCACCACUGAUGGCAGUGGAUACCAAAACCACGAUCACUCGAAGCCAGCAAGGAAAUCCACAACAGGAACAAGAGGAGGCAGAGUUUGCACUGAGUGAGAACACCUGCAUUGCAUUGCUGGGACCCAAAGCUGCCUGAGGGAACACCAAACUGAGGAUGCACGACCUCCAACUGCAAUCCAGUUGGAAGAAAGAAACCAUAGAGAGGAAGAAAGGAAUGGAGACAGAGAUCCUGGAAAAGGGACGGACAUUUUGGGAAAUAGUAUGAUCAUCUCUCAGGCUUUGUGGAAAUCUAAUGAAUACGUAACGCUUUUGUAAAUACAAGCAUGCAUGCAGAAGUAAAGGUUGAAAACUGCUUUGGGUGUUAUCCCUGUUGUCUCUUGCAGUAAAAGAACACCUGGUGAUGGUAAUGGAUUAUGGAUUGUUUUCAGUUCUUGGGCGUUUGGUUCUGUGAAACAGGAUGAGUCUUCAUCCUCGCACCAAAGGAACGUGGGCUCAGCCUAUGGCAUAACAAGCCAACCUUGCUCACCAUGCGCUGCUUUCCCAGCAGAACAAGGCUCCCUCCAGGAAGAUAAAAAGGGAUGAAAGCAACAUAAUAGACAAAAAAUACACAAAAACAAGAAAAUAAAGAAUACUUAAAAAAACCCUACAAUUCAAAAGAGUAACAAUAAUUAAAAGAAACCACACCAACCUUCCUCAAGAGGUAGCACCAGUGAGAUUCCUUUGUGCCCCAAUGCGGUGCUGGCGCAGCCCCAAGCGCCGUGGGAACAGUCCAGCACUUCAGAGCUGACCCCGGCGGUCCCACAGCGCAGAGGGGACUCUCCCCCGAGAUGACCCCCAUCCCUCAGCUUGAACGCCCCAAAGAAGCAACAGCCAAAAAGGUUUCUCCUGCUGGCCAAGCCAUGUGCUUUUCUCUUCCCACUGUGCUGAUGGCAAUCAUUAACCCCAAGAGCUCGUCCAGCAGCUUAUGGCUCGGCUGGGCGCUGCUGAACGAGCUUGCAGCCAACAAUAGUUCCAGCACACACACGAGGGGACGGGCCUGCCCCUUUCACUCCCCACCAUUACAGCUCUCGUUCAUCAGAGGAACCCACAUCCCACGCACUGAGUGCACCCACCAAUCUCCCACCUUCCCCACAAACCCUUCCUGGUCCCCGGAGCACCCCACUGUGGGAAGUGGGGCUGGGGGGGUGUCACAGGGGCAAACAUUUAUUCAUUUCUGCAUUAAUGCUCGGUUACUUAAAAAUCUCGAAUGAGCAAAGAAACCAUUGCACCUUGGGCAUAGCUCAGAGCAAGCUCCUGGAGCACAGCCCACAGAUUUCCCCUCUGCUAUGGCAAUGCUUCUGCUGGGUGCGUGUUCCUGGUGCAUGCAGGGAACCAGGGCACUGCAGGAAGCUGCAAUGGGAUGUGUUUAACGUCCUCCAACCUUUGCCCGUAUUGAUCCAUGGCCAAGUUCCUCCUACUGCACCCUGGAGCUGGGCAAAGGUAGGAGAAGCAGGGUGUGGCCACAUGCUUCCUGCAGCUCAGCUGGGCCCCUCUCUUCUCCUACAGCUCCUUCCCUCUUCUUCACUAACUUUUUCCCCCAUUUUCUUUUAAAAUCUUCUCCACAUCUUCUGCAGCAUCUCCUUCUCCGUCUCCUCCCCAAACUCCUUCCUGUAUCUUCGUCUCUCAACUUUUUCCCCAUCUUCUUUCCCAUCUUCUCCAUCAUCUCCUUCUCAGUCUCCUUCCUUACUCUCCUUUCCCCAGCUCCUUCCUCCAUCCUCUUCUCCAGCACAGAUGCGCUUCAGAUCGGGCUGCAACCACCCCGCUUCCGCCCUCACCUGGAGGAGCCUCCUGCCUCCUCUCCUGGCUCUGCACCUCCUCCGCCCAGGAUCAGCCCAGAUCAGGGUGGUGGC
Numida meleagris (helmeted guineafowl) is the source of this 3419-nucleotide messenger RNA. Its product is annotated as myelin-oligodendrocyte glycoprotein-like. The coding region runs from base 66 to 353 and encodes 95 amino acids. NCBI's taxonomy places the organism in Eukaryota, Metazoa, Chordata, Aves, Galliformes, Numididae. The record is from RefSeq and is a predicted model, not a curated record. The transcript is spliced from 14 exons.